Molecule: messenger RNA, 3186 nt
Organism: Grammomys surdaster
Lineage: Eukaryota; Metazoa; Chordata; Mammalia; Rodentia; Muridae
Gene: Coro2b
Product: coronin 2B
Exons: 12
Coding region: 13-1455 (480 amino acids)
Biological process (GO): actin filament organization
Molecular function (GO): actin filament binding
Source: RefSeq, a predicted model, not a curated record
CCCGCUUUCUGUAUGACUGUCACAAAGAUGUCCUGGCGACCGCAGUACCGAAGUUCCAAGUUUCGGAACGUCUACGGGAAAGUGGCCAACAGGGAGAACUGCUUUGACGGGAUCCCCAUCACCAAGAAUGUACAUGACAACCACUUCUGUGCAGUCAAUGCCCGCUUCCUGGCCAUAGUCACUGAGAGCGCAGGAGGUGGCUCCUUCCUCGUCAUCCCGCUGGAACAGACAGGCAGAAUCGAGCCAAACUACCCCAAGGUAUGCGGUCAUCAAGGCAGUGUGCUGGACAUCAAAUGGAACCCCUUCAUUGACAACAUUAUCGCCUCUUGCUCCGAGGACACUUCGGUGCGGCUCUGGGAGAUCCCUGACGGCGGGCUGAAACGGAACAUGACCAAAGCUCUGCUGGAGCUCCAUGGACACAGCCGCCGUGUGGGACUGGUUGAGUGGCACCCCACGACCAACAACAUUCUGUUCAGCGCUGGCUAUGACUACAAGAUCCUCAUCUGGAACCUGGACAUAGGCGAGCCAGUGAAAAUGAUUGACUGUCACACCGACGUCAUCCUCUGCAUGUCCUUCAAUACAGACGGCAGCCUGCUCACCACCACAUGCAAGGACAAGAAGCUUCGUGUGAUUGAACCCCGCUCUGGCCGUGUUCUGCAGGAGGCGAACUGCAAAAACCACAGAGUUAACCGGGUCGUCUUCCUGGGCAACAUGAAGCGACUCCUCACAACAGGGGUAUCCAGGUGGAACACGAGACAGAUCGCCCUCUGGGAUCAGGAGGAUCUGUCCAUGCCAAUGAUCGAGGAAGAAAUUGAUGGACUCUCAGGCCUCCUGUUCCCAUUCUAUGAUGCUGACACCCACAUGCUCUACCUGGCUGGAAAGGGGGAUGGAAACAUCCGGUACUAUGAGAUCAGCACGGAGAAGCCCUACCUGAGCUACCUCAUGGAGUUCCGCUCCCCAGCCCCACAGAAAGGCCUAGGUGUCAUGCCUAAGCAUGGGUUGGACGUGUCUGCCUGCGAGGUCUUCCGCUUCUACAAGCUGGUGACGCUCAAGGGCCUGAUUGAACCGAUCUCCAUGAUUGUGCCCCGGAGGUCAGAUUCCUACCAGGAGGACAUUUACCCCAUGACACCAGGCACAGAGCCAGCGCUGACCCCUGAGGAGUGGCUGGGAGGCAUCAACCGAGAUCCCGUGCUGAUAUCUCUGAAGGAAGUCUAUAAGAAAUCUUCAAAAGCGGUAUUUAAGGGCCCCAUCAGAGAAAAGAAGAGCGUGGUCGUCAACAGCAUAGAUUUAUUAGAAAAUGUCCCACCCAGGACAGAGAACGAGCUCCUCAGGAUGUUCUUCAGGCAGCAGGAUGAGAUUCAGAGGCUGAAGAAGGAGCUAGCACAGAAAGACAUUCGGCUCCUUCAACUCCAGCUCGAACUGAAAAACCUGCGCAACAACCCCAAGAACUGCUAGCCCCGCCUCGGACUGUGUUAGCCCCGCCUCGGGCUGUUUUUCAAGCCGAUCUCUCCGUUGUUUCUACUGGUCCCUAAACUGCCUCUUAUCUGUAGAGCCCAGAGACAGGGCCUGGACUGAAGCUGGGGACCAGCUGGAAGACCCUACCUACCACCUCAAAAACUGGAAGCUGACCUUUGAUCUCCUGACUUCAUGCUAACACCAGUUCCCCAGCCUCUCCUGGAAAGCCCAACCCUGACUGGCUAACAGGAAGAGUGGGAUUACAGCCUGAUGUAGAACUUGAAUUUGUCCCCUGCAGAGGGGCUGCCAGGACCUAUCUACACAGGCACCAGUCGCUCCGACCCCAGCAUUACUUCUGAAGCACAGUGAGGGCUGGAUUGAGGGUAGAGCGCUCCGCCCACAUCCUGCCUCAUUGUGCUCCCAGCUGCCCAGCAAGCUCAAGUCAUCUCACCCAAUGGUGAGCACCUGGCAGCCGGCCCUUUUCCUUCUGAACUCUGUCCCACCCCCUUGUCUUCAGGGAAUGAAGAGGACGCUCUAAGGCCAUAAUGACCCUUUGCCUACCCUGCGGUUCUCUUCAAAGCUCUUUUACACCCCCCUUUCCAAUUAAUUUGUGAAGCAGGCAGGGUAGGGAUUAGUGUCCCCACUUGUCAAAUGACAGACCCGAGGGCUGCCAUCAGGAAGCAACUUACAGUCACCCAGAGGGUCAGCGGCAGACCAAGUACCCUUGGUUUCCAGACCCCACGGCCAGGGCCCUCCCUAGUGUAUUGAGAUGCCAAUGCCUUUGUGGGCUUCCCCAGAAUGAGACCUGGAAGCCGCUUCCACUGUCUGCCCAACACCAGUAGUGCCAACAUGCCAUCCUGCCAGGUUGAGGCCCUCACACUCAGUGCCCCUGAGCCUCCUGGCCUGCGAUCCUUGCUCUCACUCCCCGCCAGGGGCUCCAUCUGACAGCGAGGCCUCUUCCUGGAAGCUGGGGCAGAGAAAGGGCGGGGCUUGGCCCUAGGACAGGCAGAGCAAGAUGGCUUCCAGGGAUGCUCUGCCCGGCUCCCUCCACUCCCCGCCCUUCCCACUCCCAACCCUGCUAUCUCAGCCACUGUCAGCCUUACACACACAGGAUGACCACAGCCACUCACCCACACAGCACUUUAAAGUUUACCUAGUUUUUUUUGACACAUAGAGGACACAUAGUGCAUCCGCCGUACUUUACAGUGAAGGAAACCGGGAAGUGGCCCCUCUGCACGCAGUUCUGGGAUGCUGCAUCUCCUUUGAUCUUCUACACGCUUGCUUUAUCCUCCCUCUCCUCCCUCUUCCCAUUCCCCGCCUAACAUGGAGCGCAAAAGCACUGGUGUCAGGACAGUCACCGCUGUUUAGACAGAGGAGAUAUGGGGAUCUCUGUCAUCGGCUGGGGUCUGCUAUACAUAGGAUACUCUUUGCCUGCCCUUCCCGUGGCCACCCUACAAAACUUCCCAACCGCAGAGGCCAUUCUGGGGAGCUGAGGUGAGAUUCCCCAGCCAUGGAGCCUCUCCCCUCCACCACCGAUGCUCCCUGCUCCCAGCGUGCUGAAGCAAGUUCUCCUCCUGCACCACCAUAGCUAGAUCGUCUGUCAACUCUCAUCUCCCCUCUACACUUCUGGAGCUUUCUUUCUCUCCAUUGACCUUUGUGGUCUUCUGUGAUUAUUUAUGCUGCCUCCCAAGGAUAGAAUUGAAAUAAAAUGUUUUCAAGUUAUCAAGCCAA